AUGGCCCUCUGCUCGCUACGCCGCCACCGGCUGCCGCUGCCGCUCCUCCUUGCUGUCUUGUUUGCCGCUUCCCGCGGCGAUCCUUCCGACGACGAUUACAAGUACAACCCCUCCAUAUGCAAGCUCCAACCAUACGCAUGCGGCAAAGUGAAUAUCAGCUACCCGUUCUAUCUUUCCAAUGAAACGGCAGAUGUCCUUGGCAACAGCAACUCCUCCUGCGGCUACCCUGGGCUGGCAAUCGACUGUGUGGACGACAAGUAUCCCACCAUGCAACUUGGCAGCAGCAGCAGCGACACAGGCUACUACUCGUACAACGUGACGGGCAUCAAUUACAAUUACAACAGCUUCACCAUCUCCCUCGUCGACCCGGAUGUGCUCGAUGAUCAGAGCAGCUGCCCAUGGGUCGACCACAACGUCACCGUUUCGCCAACCUUGUGGCUGAGCUCAGAGUACACCGUUGGUUACCUCCUCUUCUUCGCCAACUGCUCCGUCGCCACCGUCCCUGGACAGCCUACCAUCCAGCCGAUUGCAUGUGCAAGCGACGGUGGUGUAGAUGAUUAUUCUUUUGUGAUUCCUUCAGAGGUGCCCUACCAAAAUUUAUCGCAGGAUUGCAAGCAAGUUACCCAAGUGCCGGUGCUUCAGAACGCCUCCCUGCAGAUGAAUUCGCAGUGGAGCACCAACGGGUAUAGGAACGUUCUCAAACAGGGUUUCCAGUUGGAACUCAACUUGAGCCGGAGACCCGAAGAGUGCACCAAGUGCGAGACAUCUAGUGGACGGUGUGCCUACAGCAGCGGUGGGGAAUUUGAGGCUUGUCUGUGCACCGACGGGCGAGCGCACGGCCAGGAAUGCACCAACCGUGACGGUCCAGUACUGUAA
Sorghum bicolor (sorghum) is the source of this 876-nucleotide messenger RNA. RefSeq names its product LEAF RUST 10 DISEASE-RESISTANCE LOCUS RECEPTOR-LIKE PROTEIN KINASE-like 2.7. The record is from RefSeq and is a predicted model, not a curated record. The transcript is spliced from 2 exons. Gene Ontology annotation, biological process: phosphorylation. The coding region runs from base 1 to 876 and encodes 291 amino acids. Lineage: Eukaryota; Viridiplantae; Streptophyta; Magnoliopsida; Poales; Poaceae. Gene Ontology annotation, molecular function: protein kinase activity; polysaccharide binding.